GAGAUGACUCAAUCUAGUGAGAAAAAUGUUGAAAACAUUUAGCUCAUUCUUCGAAAAUAUCAAAGACUAGUGGAAAUAGAAAACUUGUCUUAAGGGUACAGAUUCAUUUGUUUGAAUUACACAACACCAUUUUUUGCAAAUGAUGAACAGAAAAUCCAUGGUUUUUUGAGAUGUAUUAAUUUCACCUAGUUUGAUACACCAGAUACACAAAUACGACCCAAAAGCCAUGAUCUUUUUGGCGGGAAAUUUGAAAUUAUCUUUUUCGACAUUUUUAUCAUCCCUGCACAGGAGCAUUUUUGGCGCCUUUAAUUUUGGCGCCUUUUAUCACUGAUUGUUAAUAUAUUAUCACAUGAUACGAUUCAGUAUUCUGAUUGGUCUAUUUGCUAAAUCCAUCUCAAGACACCCAAACGUGCCCGCGCCAAAUCAACGGACAGUGGGUUGUGACAUCGGAAGAAACUUGGCGCUCUGCAAGGUGAUGCAACAAGAAACUCGGCCUUACAGAUACUGUUUAAAUGAUACUGUAAAGGAAACAAUCAAGCACUGCACACCAUCAUUCAAAAUGAUGAAAUCACUUGAAAGGAGUAAAUCUGAUGAAGACAUCAGAGAUGCAGGUUUUAAAUUGAAGCUGGAAAAAACUGCAAAUAGUCUACCAAUAACACCGCAAAAGCAAGCUGGAAUGGCUCUAUCUUCAGAAGAUCCAUUGACACCAACAGCAAAUUUGAAAAUGCUCGUUUCUGCUGCAUUUGGAAUUGCCAGUGCAAGAGACGAAGGUAGACAGAAGAGGGAACUCUUUGUUGAUAAAAACGAUGAUGAAGACAACUGCAGCACUAGUUCAGAUUCAACCGAAGACAAGGAUAAACAAGAUUAUUUUGAAAGAGACAGAAAUGGAGGAUUUGAUAAGAAAGAUCUUGGUUCUGGCAGAAAAUUAAAGUCAUUGGGUCUCCUUUGUCAAAAAUUUUUAAGUAAAUAUCCAGAAGGAUCCGAGGGAAGCAUAAUAUCUCUACAUGAGGUUGCAAAGGAAUUAAGUGUUGAGAGACGAAGAAUUUAUGAUAUUGUAAAUGUUUUGGAAAGUUUAGAAUAUGUAACCAAACAAGGAAAGAACACUUAUGUCUGGCAUGGCUCAAGCAGACUAGUUCCAACACUUAGUAAACUAAAGGCUCUUGCCAAAAAGAUCUAUGGAGGAAAAGGCUCUACAAAUUUUGAGAAUGUUGAUAAAAAUAAUAUUCCAUCACUGUGGCUUAGUAAUGGAAUUAUGGUCAGAGACCAAGAAUCAGAUAAUUCUAACAGUGAAAAUGCGUCGACUGCAAGCCAAGAUGAAGAUAAGGGGAGACGAAGAAGCAAAUCUUUAGGGAUUUUCUGUCAAAAAUUGAUAAUGCUUUUUAUGGCAGCUGAGAACCCUGUAAUUGCAUUAGAAGAAGCAGCUAAGGAAAUUAUUGAAGGAACAGAAGACCCUCAUGGAAAGACAAGAACAAAGGUCAGGAGGCUUUAUGACAUUGCAAACAUUUUGACAAGCAUGAGACUCAUUGAAAAGACUGGAUCACGUAAAGCAGCAUUCAAAUGGGUUGGGGUUGAUUUAGAAUCAUUGCAGCCAGAUACAGAAACACUUGAACAGACAUUGAGUGGAAGCCUUGACUACAUGACAACAAAGCACUCUUUAUUCAGUAUGCCAUAUACUGUGGAAUCUAGAUCUUUGCAAAGCUCUGUAAGAAAACUUGAAAGCAGAUCAUUAUCAGCCAGCAACAUUGCCAUUCGAAAUCUGAAUCCUCAGAAAAAGAACAAGAUGCCACGUACCAAAUCUGCUGCAACAAUUCACACUAGAAAAAGGUCAAGCACCGACAGUAAAGACGAGAAGACUUGCAAAUUUAUGAAACCAGACCAAGACAACAAAUGCCCAGAAAAAACUAGCCUGGGAAGCAUUGAAACAAAUGACAAAAAGACAACUGCAAAAGACCUUAAUGAUGAAAGUGACAGAGCUGGUCAAAUUGAAGAAACUGAUGUCCAAUCUCCAAGGAGGAUUGCAAACAUUAAAUCUGAACAAGUGAGUCCAAAUGAAAGAAUUUUUCGUGAAGAGUUUAAGAGGCUACAGGAAAGAUUUCCAGAAAAGCUGCAGAAUCCAAAUGGAUUAUUGCACCUUAUAACUGCUCACAAUGAAAUUCAGAAACAGGAAACCCAAAGUGACACAUCCAAGGAUAGUGAAUUUUCUGAUAAAGGGAGCCGUUGUUGUCUUCUUGGGAGGUUGGAAGAUGAAGGAUCACCAAUAAGCAAAGCAGGAUUGAUUAAAGAUAGUUCUUCAUUAGGAGGACAUGCAAAAAAUACCUUGAAAGACAGCAAGGCAAAAGUUUUGUCAUUAUCUUGUUUAGAAGUUAUCAUGGACCAGUAUAAUGGUAAAAAGAAGGCUAUUACUCUGCGUAAUGAACUUGAAAAGGUACUUACAAAGACAACAGAGAAUCCAAAAGACAAAAGGUUGCUUGUUGAUCAGGCCAUAACAGAAAAAAGUAAAAGAGUUGUGCAGACUGCCUCGAUAGGAAUUCAAGCUUCAUUUGGUGAAUCUAUUGGGCCAGUAAAUGAAGAGGCACCAACAGCCACAAAGAAACGGAAAGCAAAUUUUAAUGAAUGGAUUUCAAGUGCAUCUUCUGGAAAUAUCAGAAGCAAAACAUCAACAGAAGUUAAUAACAUAAAAUCUACAAAGGAGUCUCCAAGACUUCCAGCACUCUCUACAGCAAGCUCUGUGUCUCUCAAUGACAUAAGGACAAGCCCAUCAACCAAGCCAGCAGGUUCUGUGUUUUUAGUUAGUCUAAAACAGUCUCCAAAUGGGCAAAACAGAAGUUUAGCAGAUGCUAUUGCAUGUCUAAAAGGAAAUUGCUCUUCGCAAUUAGCACAACUAAUGCCACAGAUCAAUGUCAGUGACAGUGAAAAGCUAAAAACACCAAACGUGGAGAACAAUGGUGUUGUUGAGAUGGUACCCAUUGCACCAACUCGUGUCAAUAUACGGCCGAACACAGCUGAAAAGGAAAACAGUCAUUAUUUAGAUGCCUUUCUUACCCAAUCCAGUCCAACUCUCAAAGACAUAUCAGGAAGAGCAGUUUUUCCUUUGCAAUCUGUUGACACAAAUAUGCAAAAUACUUCACCUGUCAUAUUCUCGAAAGGAAGCAGGCUGUGUGAAGAGACACCAAUGCGUUAUGAUGUAGUUGAUAUUAAAGCACAAAAAGUUCAAAGACAACUUCAUCGAUUUAUCACUGACAAUAAAUGAAUUUAUCUACUUCCUACCAUUGAUUUACACUUUACAAAGAAUUUCACCUAGAUUUUGCUUUUUGAUAAAUUUUAUUUAAGUCAUUGCUAAAUUGGUUCUCUGUCAAUUUUCUAUUAUAAAAAGUAAAACAUAGUUGAUAAAAUACUUUUCUAUACUUUGCCAUUGUUUUUCACUGAAUAAAGGCUUUUCCCAUUGUUUUUUUAAUUGGGACUAAGAGCUGGGCUGUGUAUUCUCCCCUGUAUACACUCUUUAUGCCUGUAAGAUACUUCAAAGAAGUCACCUUAUUAAGUGUAACUUAUUCUCCACUUGAUGAACACAUAGACUUCAGCCGAAACAUUGUUCAGACUAUGAUUGCUGAUAGCAUGCAAUUAAAUGUUCAUUACAGGACUUGUUAGAUAACAGCAUAUAUAUAUAUGAUGCUGAUAGAUUUUCCUUUAUGCAUAUUUGUAUCCACUGUUGUAUCCACCUUUCUCUCAUUAGGUGUAAAUCUUUAAUUCUCGCAUAAACAAAAAAGUAUUAUAAUAACUAAAGGAUGUGUGUGUUUUUAAAUAUUUUGCAAUAAUUCUAAUUAACAGCCAAGUUUUGUUCCGUUAACAAUUUUAUUUGAUUUAUUUUUGUUCAUAUAGCUAGAAUUUUGCUUCAAAGAAUACCUUAAAAAAUACUCUUUAAUGGAACUUUAUCUUUAUAUAUGGUAUUGGAGUUUACUCUGCCAUCAACAUGAAUAAUUUUUUUUACCUUGCAACAAUCCAUGUUACGAGCAAGUUUUUAAUUGUAAAGAUACUCUUCUUCUUAUUUUACUGUAGUUAUGUAACAAGAUUGAAAUCUUACAAAAUAAAUCUUUAUUUUUA
Molecule: messenger RNA, 4098 nt
Organism: Rhopilema esculentum
Lineage: Eukaryota; Metazoa; Cnidaria; Scyphozoa; Rhizostomeae; Rhizostomatidae
Biological process (GO): regulation of transcription by RNA polymerase II
Cellular component (GO): RNA polymerase II transcription regulator complex
Molecular function (GO): RNA polymerase II cis-regulatory region sequence-specific DNA binding; DNA-binding transcription factor activity, RNA polymerase II-specific
Source: RefSeq, a predicted model, not a curated record